AUGGCUACAAGCGCCCACCCCAGCACCGACCCUGCGGUAUACCAGGAGUAUGAGGCAAAAUGGUCAGCUCUACCCAAGGGCGAGAAGGAGUGGAUCCAACGGGCCAUCGACGUCGCCGAGGUGCUUGCCAAGGACGCUGCCGUUCGGGAUAAAGAAAACAAAUCUCCCAAGGCGGAAAUUGCUCUGCUGAAGCAUUCGGGGCUGCUGAAGAUUCUCGGCCCGGCCAAGUACGGUGGCGGUGCGGAGCCGUGGACUGUUGGGUUCAGGACGAUCAGAGAGGUCGCCAAAGGGGAUGGAUCCAUCGGAAUGCUUCUCGCAUACCAUCUGAUUUGGUCGACCAUUGCGAACGUGGUCGGUUCUGCAGAGCAAGCCGACCGCGUCCAGAAAGAGAUCAUCUCGAACAACUACUUCGUGGGAGGCGCCGUCAACCCCCGUGACAACGACCUUACCAUCAAGUCCGACGACAAGGGCCUUAUCUUCAACGGCUUCAAGAACUUUAGCACCGGCGGCGUGAUUUCAGAUCUUACCGUCCUCGAGGGCGUCUACGAGGAAACCGGCGAGCACAUCUUCGCCGUCGCGCCCACGCAGCAGGCCGGCAUCCAGUUCAAGCACAACUGGGAUAACGUUGGCUUGCGUCUGACGGAGUCUGGAGGCGUCAAAAUCGAAAACGUAUCGCUCCCGUGGGCGGAUGCGCUGGGCUGGGACCCGGAGACAAAGAGGCCUGAUCCUGCUAUCCUGGGAGUUCCAUUCGGAAGCAUCUUUCUCCCGACUAUCCAGCUUGCGUUUAGCAACUUCUAUAUUGGCAUUGCCUGGGGUGCUCUCCACUUUGCCUCAGAUUACACUCGCAAGAACACAAGGGCCUGGCCAUAUGGCGGUGAUAACAAAGAGGCUGCCUCAGACGAGUUCUACGUCCUGUCCACGUACGGAAACCUCUUCGCCCACCUCCGCGCAGCUACAGCAUUGGCUGAAAAGGCCAACGCAGAAGCCACGGCCCUCUACGAGAAGUACUCGAACAACCGAGCAGAGUUUACGGCCAAGGAACGUGGUGAAUUUGCCGAGUGGGUUGCAAGCACCAAAGUGGUGGCUACAGAUACCAGCUUGCGGGUAACAGCCGGUGUCUUUGAGGUGACGGGUUCUCGAUCUACAGCCAGCAAGGUUGGCCUGGAUCGGUUCUGGAGGGAUGUUAGGACCCAUACUCUGCAUGAUCCAGUCGCAUAUAAGAAUCGCGAGCAGGGUAGCUACUAUCUCUUGGGCGAAGCCCCGGAGCCUACUUGGUACACCUAG
Molecule: messenger RNA, 1284 nt
Organism: Ilyonectria robusta
Lineage: Eukaryota; Fungi; Ascomycota; Sordariomycetes; Hypocreales; Nectriaceae
Product: acyl-CoA dehydrogenase/oxidase
Exons: 4
Coding region: 1-1284 (427 amino acids)
Biological process (GO): L-leucine catabolic process
Molecular function (GO): 3-methylbutanoyl-CoA dehydrogenase activity; flavin adenine dinucleotide binding
Source: RefSeq, a predicted model, not a curated record